ACAGCAGCACCCGGAAGUGCGAUACACCGAGUCCACGCGCUGUUGUGUUUGAAAAUCAUGCGCUUUCUGCAGACAGGACGGCGAUGUUCCCGACGCCCCUGUUCGCUCCCGGCUCCUCGUUCCCAGACGUGUACGAGCCGGCCGAGGACUCCUUCCUCCUGAUGGACGCGCUGGAGAGCGACGCCGAUCGGCUGAAGGGAAGCCGAGCGUGUGUGUGUGUGGAGGUGGGCAGCGGAUCCGGCGUCGUAUCGGCCUUCCUGGCGUCUGUGAUCGGCUCUGAUGCGCUGUAUCUUUGCACUGAUGUGAACCCGGCGGCUGCUCUCUACACACUCCAGACGUCUCGCCUCAACAAGCUCCGGCUGCAGCCCGUCGUCACCGACCUGGUCGAGUGUCUCUUGCCGAGGCUGCUGGGAAAAGUGGACGUGCUUGUUUUCAAUCCGCCGUAUGUCGUCACACCGUCAGAAGAGGUGGGCGGUCGUGGGAUCGAGGCGUCGUGGGCCGGUGGGAGACGCGGCAGGGAAGUGAUGGACCGAUUCUUUCCCAUGAUCCCACAGUUGCUGUCAGACCAUGGGCUGUUCUACCUGGUGACCGUGGCAGAUAAUGAUCCAGAGGAGAUUGUGUCUCUGCUGGGUAAAGCUGGGCUGAACGGACACGUGUGUUUGACCCGUCAGGCCGGGCGAGAGAGGCUUUCUAUUCUACGCUUCAGUAAAGCUGACGCUGGGUCCUGAAGAGCGGAUGAAGA
Molecule: messenger RNA, 742 nt
Organism: Rhinichthys klamathensis goyatoka
Lineage: Eukaryota; Metazoa; Chordata; Actinopteri; Cypriniformes; Leuciscidae
Gene: hemk2
Product: N-6 adenine-specific DNA methyltransferase 1
Exons: 7
Coding region: 84-728 (214 amino acids)
Biological process (GO): methylation
Cellular component (GO): eRF1 methyltransferase complex
Molecular function (GO): S-adenosylmethionine-dependent methyltransferase activity; protein methyltransferase activity; nucleic acid binding
Source: RefSeq, a predicted model, not a curated record